This is a messenger RNA of Cylindrotheca closterium, 753 nucleotides long. The record is from the annotation of a GenBank genome assembly. Lineage: Eukaryota; Bacillariophyta; Bacillariophyceae; Bacillariales; Bacillariaceae.
AUGACAAAGAUCCCUUCCGAAUACGUAUGCCCUCUCACCAAGAAGAUGAUGAACGAUCCUGUCGUUACUCGAUAUGGGACUCAUUACGAACGUUCUGCCAUUAUGGAUUGGUUGAACGAUGGCAAUAAAAUGGAUCCUGUCACCGGAAACCCUCUUCGCGUCAGCAAUAUCAUUAGCGAUAAGGCACUCAAGUUCAAGAUUGACUAUUGGGCAAAGAAGAAUGGAAUUGCAGUCGUGGAGUUGGACGAGGAUCAUGCGGUAGCGGUAUUGUCAUCGUCCGUGACAGCCGCAAUUCCGGAGAAGAAAUUCCUCUGUCCACUAACCAGGGAAAUAAUGGAGGAUCCAGUCAUGACCAAGACAGGGCACAACUUUGAAAGAGCUGCUCUUAGCAAAUGGUUGGACGAGAAUGGCGAUAUUUGUCCCAUGACCAAGAAGCCAUUGUCAUGUUCCGACAUGGUAUCGAAUGCUAAUCUCAAAUGGGAGAUCAGCCAAUGGCAACUCUACUAUGGUGAUAUGACUACGGAAAUGAGCAAGCUAGAAUUGGAUUUGAAGUUGACAAAGGCGCAAAUGAUUUCGAAGGAAUACCAUGUCAGUGAUAUCCUUCAUGCGCUUACUGGAGAUCUCAAUGCCGCUGAAGAACAAGACAACAGUAAAGCCAAGCAGAUUACGGAAGCUUGGGCAGAGCAAGGGGCUCCAGAUGUUUUGGACUUGUUGGAUGAUGUCUUGGACACUGUAGAGGCAGUGGACGCAUAG